AUGCUGUGGAUCCUCUGCCUGGUCUUCUGUGGCCUGCUGGCAGGCACAAGAGCUGACCCUGGGGCUCUGCUGAGGUUGGGCAUGGACAUCAUGAACCAAGAGGUCCAGAGUGCCAUGGAGGAGAGCCAUAUCCUGGAAAAGAUGGCAGCCGAGGCUAGCAGGCCACAGCCAGGGGGGAAAGCCAUCAAGGGCCUCAGCAAUAUGAAGGUCAAGGACGUCCUGGUACCUGUCAUCACACUGGACUUCAUACCUGGAGUGGGCAUCUUCCAGUGUGUGUCCACAGGCAUGACCAUCACUGGCAAGAGCUUCACGGGAGGAAACAUGGAGAUUAUUGUGGUCCUGAACAUCACAGCCACCAACCGAAUUCUGCAGGAUGAGGAGACCAGCAUCCCCAUGUUCAGGAGUGAGGGCUGUGAGGUCAUCCUGGUCAGUGUGAAAACCAACCUGCCUAACAACAAGGCAAUCAACAAGUUCCUGGACAGCACCCUGCGCAAGGUCCUCCCUGGCCUGAUGUGUCCAGCCAUUGAUGCUGUCCUGGUGUAUGUAAACAAGAAGUGGACUAAGCUGACUGACCCAAUGACCGUGGGCCAGAUGGGCACUGUCAAAUAUGCUCUGACAUCCUCACCAGCCACCACAGCCAGCCACAUCCUGGUGGACUUUAGUCCCGUGGUGCAGGUGCAGAAGGGUGUAGCCAUCCAACUUGCUGCCGAUGGGGCGAUCCCAGAGUUCCCUGAGGGCCCAGCCAAGGGCUCGCAGUUGCUGCUCUCAGCCACCUUCCUCACGGCUGAGCUGGCCCUUCUACAGAAGCCUUUGGAAGUGAACAUCAAGGACAGGAGGGUUGGUAAGCUGGCACAAACCACUGGGACAUUGGCUGGCUUCAUCCCAGAGGUGGCCAAGGCCUAUCCAAAGCCAAAACCCUUGCUGACCAAGGUCAGAAUAAGCAAGCCCCCCAAGGUCACCAUGAAGCCUGGCAAGAGCCUGAUGCACCUCCACGGCAGCCUGGAGAUGUUUGCAGCUCGGAAGCAUCACAAGCACCCGAAAUCGCUCUUUGUCCUGGAGGCUCACUUCAGUCUGGAAAUCCACUACUCAGUAUGUGAGAACCGGCUGCAGAUGGCCACCUCUCUGGACAGCUUACUGAACCUGUCUCAGGAGUCCUCAUCAAUAGGUGACUUCAACGAGAAGAAGUUAACUAGCUUUGUCACCGAUUAUCUCCAGAAGGCCUUCGUUCCUGUGGUAAAUGAUGUACUCCACGUUGGGCUCCCACUCCCGGACCUUCUGGCUAUCAAUUACAACCUGGCUGAGCUGGACAUAGUGGAGAAUGCCCUAGUGCUGGACUUGAAGCUAGAAUGACAGUGGGACUCUGCCAGCUGCCCUCAACAGCCAUCAAACCGCA
Nannospalax galili (Upper Galilee mountains blind mole rat) is the source of this 1393-nucleotide messenger RNA. It is a transcript of the gene Bpifb6, whose product is annotated as BPI fold containing family B member 6. The coding region runs from base 1 to 1350 and encodes 449 amino acids. Gene Ontology annotation, molecular function: lipid binding. The record is from RefSeq and is a predicted model, not a curated record. Lineage: Eukaryota; Metazoa; Chordata; Mammalia; Rodentia; Spalacidae. The transcript has 15 exons.